AUGUCCAACGAGCACCAUAUGCCUCUUACUAGGACCAUAUUGGAUCCAAAUACAACAAUACUGGAUUCAGUAUUAAAUACUGGACGUCUCAAAAUUCGCGAAGCCCUGUACAUCAACAAAUACAAACCAACAUUAAACAAACAAUAUAAUAGUUUCGAUUAUACCCUUCAAUUAUUUUCUCAAUAUAGUGAACUGAUACCAACGAUUGCAGUCGAAAACAAGCCAGCAGACGUUUCAGUACCCACACGAUACGAAUAUCGUUCUAAGUCUGACAAUUUUCGACCAGUUAAUACACAGUUAUUAACGUCACGUCCGAAAUCCAUGGUCAUCACGUCACUUGCUACCUUAUUCAAUAACUGCUAA
Messenger RNA from Helobdella robusta, 363 nucleotides. RefSeq lists its product as hypothetical. The transcript has a single exon. The record is from RefSeq and is a predicted model, not a curated record. The coding region runs from base 1 to 363 and encodes 120 amino acids. Lineage: Eukaryota; Metazoa; Annelida; Clitellata; Rhynchobdellida; Glossiphoniidae.